ACCUAGAGAAUCCUACAGCAGUAGUAAAGCUUAUUAUUUUUGUAUUAAACUCGUUGUAAAUUAAUCUAUAAAAUAUUAUAUUAUUUCGUUAAAUUUAAUAUCAUUUGUGUAUUAAUUCUAUGAUUGUAUGUAAUUUAUAAUAUUUUUGCACAGUUAAUAUAGGAAGUUAAAAACUGUCAGUUUAAGGUAGGUUUAAAUUCAACUGCACGAGGAUGUUAAAUUUGUUUGUAUGGUUAUGUUUCAUAUCAAUAUUGGGAAUUUCAAUAAGUUGUAAAACUGCCAAUGAAGACUUUGUGAUUUAUCACGGAGAUGGUCCUCAAUCAAAUAGCAUAUAUUAUGACAAGUGUGCGCCCACAGUGACCUGCAAUCGAAAUGCUAUUUAUAGGACAGCAAAUGGCUCAUGUAAUAACCUAAAGAACCCGUUGUGGGGGUCGUCUGAAACUCCAUACAUCAGACUUUCUGAAGCUGCUUAUAAUGAUGGUGAUCAUGAAGUUCGUAAACAGUCUAAUGGAUCGAUGUUACCCAUACCUCGAAAAGUGCAGUUGUCAUUAUUUUUGGAAAAAUCUCAGAAUUCCUCAGACCAUAACAAUUAUCAUCUAAGUCAAUUUGGUCAAUGGGUCACCCAUGAUAUCACUCUCCUACCACCAGAUCCUUCAGGGCCAGAGAGGUGUUGUUCCACCCCGAUUAAUGAGAUCAACAGUAAUAGCCCAUACCAAUGUCAAUUACCUAUUGAGUUGCCAACGGAUGACCCGGUUUAUGGUCGUCAUGGACGAACAUGUAUGGAAUUUAGACGUGCUAUGACUGCUGCUAAUAAUUUCAACUGUUCAAUAUCUCCCCAAAUUCCAAUGAAUCAGGCGACAUCGUACAUUGACUCGUCACAGUUGUACGGACACACAUCAGCCAAGGCAAAUUCAAUGAGAUCUUUUAAUGGCGGGAGAUUGUUAACUGAAGUCAUAAAUGAAAACGAGUACUGUCCUCUAAGGAAAAGAAACGGAUCAUUAUUAUGUGAUGGGAGGGAUAACGUGACCGUAUGUUUUAAAGGAGACCCAAGAAUAAAUCAACACUUUGGGAUAACAUCGUAUAGUAUUAUGUUUACCCGGUUUCAUAAUGUUGUGGCUGGUAAGUUACAACAAUUAAAUCCUCAAUGGUCUGACGAAGUGUUGUAUCAAGAAACUCGAAAGUUCGUCGGUGCACUAAAUCAGAUAAUUGUUUAUCGGGAUUACUUGCCUAUUUUACUUGGUGAAUCAUUUACAAAAUGCGGUUUGGAUUUCAGUAAUAAUAUAACGACAAAAUACAAUCCGGAAAUCCAGGCAGAUUUGACUAUGGAAUUUGCAGGCGGUGCUUUCCGAGUGCCGCAUAACACAAUAGCUUCUUUUUACAAUUACGUAGACAAAGAUUAUGAGACAGUCGAUUCAGUCAAACUUAACGAAUGGAUGUCGAUACCUGAUCCCUUAGUUCAGGGUUCAAAACUUGACGAAAUAGUCAGAGGCAUGACUGAAUCAGCAGGCCGUUUAUAUACCCCGUCUUAUAACUAUCUAAUAUCAAAUUUCAUGUUCCAUAAACAUGAUAAUGGUGGUAAUAUAGAUUUACUCUCAGUGGACAUUCAGAGAGGGCGUGAUGUCGGCGUACCGCAAUAUACUAAGAUGAGGAAAUGGUGUGGUUUACCAGAAAUCUGUUCAUUUGAAGAUUUAUCAAAAAUUAUAUCAAAAGACGACGUCAAAAAACUGAAAAAACUGUACACAACUGUUGAUGAAAUUGAUCUAAUCGUGGGAGCUUUACUUGAACUACCAGUCGAUGGCGGAACAGUUGGUCCAACUGCACAGUGCCUUGUAGCUGAAGCAUUUUACCGUAUUCGAUUCGGUGAUCGUUACUUUGUUGAUAUGGCAGGCCAACCGGGCAGCUAUUCUCCGGAAAAAUUGAGCAGUUUGAAGCGCAUGGAUCUCUCUUGCGUAAUAUGUGCCACAACAAAAAUGGAUGAAGUACCAUCUAAUAUUUUUGAGCCAUCAAGAUAUUCACAAAUGGUGAAAUGCCAAGAUCAUUUAUCAAACUUGGAUCUUAGUGCUUGGAGAGAAUCUCCAUAGUUUAAUGGAUACAUGUGAAACGUCAAUUGCAUAGGAAUGAGCUAUACUUUAAAAUUAUAAAUAGAUAAAAUAAAUACUAACAUGUUAAAUAUAUUUUACAAUCAAAAUAAUUUAAGUAACUGUCUUGCAAGCCCAGAUUAUUACGAAACCUUUAGACUCUAUAGGCUCUGGGGUUUUAGGCCCCCAUGAACCGAUCAAAAUAUACGGUCUUGUUCUUAAAGUGUGGACCCACUUGCACACCUUUUUAUUUAUUAAUUUCAAUAAUCUGACAACUUUCCGAUGCCAUAUAUUAACAAUUACCAAUAGUUACUUUUAAUCUAAGGCACUGUGCUUAUUUAAGUAGGUUAUUUUAUGAUGAAGUAAAUAUAUAGUAAUUCUUUCAAUUUUUA
Messenger RNA from Metopolophium dirhodum (rose-grain aphid), 2470 nucleotides. Its product is annotated as peroxidase-like. Gene Ontology annotation, biological process: response to oxidative stress. The record is from RefSeq and is a predicted model, not a curated record. The transcript is spliced from 13 exons. The coding region runs from base 213 to 2081 and encodes 622 amino acids. Gene Ontology annotation, molecular function: peroxidase activity; heme binding. NCBI's taxonomy places the organism in Eukaryota, Metazoa, Arthropoda, Insecta, Hemiptera, Aphididae.